Epithele typhae is the source of this 945-nucleotide messenger RNA. RefSeq lists its product as uncharacterized. The transcript is spliced from 5 exons. The coding region runs from base 1 to 945 and encodes 314 amino acids. NCBI's taxonomy places the organism in Eukaryota, Fungi, Basidiomycota, Agaricomycetes, Polyporales, Epitheliaceae. The record is from RefSeq and is a predicted model, not a curated record.
AUGGACGUUUCUGUGGAAGACAUCGCUCCUGUCGCGUCCAAAGAUGGGCAACCAGACCCAGACAGCGGCCCUCAGACGCUGGACCGGCCCACGAUCCAGGAGCAGGAAAUGCAGAUGGACGAUCGCGAAGACGACGCCGACGGAGACGCGGUGGAGAAGGAGGAGGAAAUGGACGAUCAGGUGGCAGACGCCGCUGAGAGGGUGGGCGGCGGCCUGCCUGUGCCCACAUAUGAGGAUAUCCCGCUCCCCGCCGAGGUCCCUCUGGACAGCUAUGGCGGGAUCAGCACGCAUGUGAAGGAGGACAAGCUCAUGUACUGGGCCCCCAGAGCACAGUGGAUCCCCGCCAACAUGUCGGAAGUAAGCAUACGCAUCGACCCCCUUACGCGCUCCAUCCUCGUUCGCGCCGGCGGUGACCUGGGCUCGUGUCAAGGACUUGGGGCUGAGCUGUCCGCCCAGGAUGCAGCGGAGUCCGGGCCCCCUCCCAAGACUAUCGCAGACUUUCGCUGGCCACCCAGGUCAGGUUCAAUACCCGUGUUCGUGUGGCCGAAGGACGAACGUCCCCGCCCGAUCGGGUACCACAUGCCGGAGCUGAAAGGCAAGAACUACCAGUUUGUCUUGGAUUUCCUGCAACAAGACGGUCUCGACCUGGGCGAAGGUUGGAUGCUGUGGAAUCCAAGCCGUUCAAAUUGGCAAAGAGGCGACCAAACCAGCCCUAUUCACGUGCGGUGUCGGAAGACGCUCUUGCUGCGCCAUGCGGAUAACGAACGCGCCCUAUAUGCCGGCGACUUCAUCCAUCGCCUUGAGGUCUACGGCCACGUUGUCACGGGAGAUAGUGAGCUUACCGCCUUGUCUGUUGGGGACAGUGCGGACGAAGAAGAGGGCGCGCGGAAGGUGCGAAAGCAGGCUUCGAACGACACGAAGUAUGGAGACGGAGAAAGACUUUGA